Molecule: messenger RNA, 2070 nt
Organism: Thamnophis elegans (Western terrestrial garter snake)
Lineage: Eukaryota; Metazoa; Chordata; Lepidosauria; Squamata; Natricidae
Product: zinc finger protein 883-like
Exons: 5
Coding region: 1-2070 (689 amino acids)
Biological process (GO): negative regulation of transcription by RNA polymerase II
Molecular function (GO): DNA-binding transcription repressor activity, RNA polymerase II-specific
Source: RefSeq, a predicted model, not a curated record
AUGGCCUUGGCAGCUUUGAAGACCAGAGAGAAGAUGGAGGGACAGUGGCAAGCACAUGCAGACGUUGGGAAAGGCCCUCCAGUUACUCAGCCUGGGAGCUGUGGGAAGAAUGGGGCAAGUCUUGGGCAGAAGAGCCAAGAAACAACAGCCAGGUGUUCAGAGGUUCAAUGCUGUGACUUCAGAAAAGUGGAGUUCCAGGAGGGGAAGAGUCCCCGAGAUGUCUGCUCUCAGCUUCACCGCCUUUGUCGUCAGUGGCUGCAGCCGGAAAGACACAGCAAGGCUCAGAUGCUGGACCUGGUGCUCCUGGAGCAGUUCCUGGCUGUCCUUCCCCCAGAUAUGGAGCAAUGGAAAUCCUUGGAAGCGGAGACUGAGUAUGCCAAGGAAAAGAAAUAUUUAUCCAAAACUUCUCAAGAGCUGCUGUUCAGGGAGAGCUUCCGGAAAAAUCAAAGUCAGCACAGCACAUCAGGCUUAGAUUUCCCUGACCAGAUGUUGUCUCAACCGGAAAUCUUCCUUCUGUCCCCCAGGGCCAUUGUCAUCUACCAUUGCAACUUCACCCAACACUUCCAUGAAGGUGAUUUUGUGUCUUUGGACGACGUGGCCGUGUAUUUCUCCGAGGAGGAGUGGUCUCAACUGGAUGCUGACCAAAAAGCUCUUUAUGGGGAAGUCAUGCUGGAGAAUUCGAGGAAUCUGGCUUCUCUGGGAUAUAAUGGGCAAGAGAGUAAGAAUUGCAAGAAGGAAAGCCAAGCAAUCCACUCGAAAGACAGAAAAGGGAAAUUUGCAGAUCAGACGCAACCAAAGAGUGAUGAAACAAAACAAUUACAAAAUGGAAUUGAAAAAGGCUUUCCUUGGGUUAGUCGGCUUCCUAACCAUACAAUCGUUGAUAUGGGAGAAAGAAUAGAUCAAAGCAUGGAGUGUGGAAAGAACUUUAAUACAUUGGAUCAUUUGAUUUUCCAUAACGAAACACAUUCAGAAGAGAAACCAAAUACCUGCAUGGAUUGUGGAAAGACCUUUACUCGUAGGAUUACUCUUAAUCUCCACAAGAAGAUCCACACAGGAGAGAAGCCAUAUCAGUGCAUGGAGUGUGGAAAGAGCUUUACUCGUAGGAAUACUCUUAAUUCCCACAAGAGGAUCCACACAGGAGAGAAGCCAUAUCUGUGCAUGGAGUGUGGGAAGAGCUUUAGAUUCAAAAGAGCUCUUAGGAGGCAUAAAAUGAGUUGCCACUCAGGAGAGAAGCUAUAUGAAUGCAAGCAGUGUGGAAAGAGCUUUACUAGUAGGAGUCAUCUUAAUUCCCACAAGAUAAUCCACAUAGGAGAGAAGCCAUAUCAAUGCAUGGAGUGUGGAAAGAGCUUUACUCGUAGGGAUACUCUUAAUUCCCACAAGAGGAUCCACACAGGAGAGAAGCCAUAUCCGUGCAUGGAGUGUGGGAAGACCUUUACUUUCAGUAGUAGUCUCAAUUCCCACAAGAUAAUCCACACAGGAGAGAAACCAUAUCAAUGCAUGGACUGUGGAAAGACCUUUUCUUCUACCAGUGUUCUUAAUUCCCAUAAGAGGAAUCACAUGGAAGAGAAGCCAUUUCAAUGUGUGGAAUGUGGAAAGGGCUUUAAGUGGAAUUUUGCUCUUACCUCACACAAAAUGAUCCACACAGGAGAGAAGCCAUAUCAAUGCAUGGAGUGUGGAAAGAGCUUUACUCGUGGGGAUACUCUUAAUUCCCACAGGAGGAUCCACACAGGAGAGAAGCCAUAUCUGUGCAUGGAGUGUGGGAAGAGCUUUAGAUGCAAAAGAGGUCUUUGGAGGCAUAAAAAGAGUCACCACGCAGGAGAAAAGCCUUAUAAAUGCAUGGAGUGUGGAAAGAGCUUUAAUUGUAGCACUAGUUUUAAUUCCCACAUGAUAAUCCAUACAGGAGAGAAGCCAUAUCAAUGCAUGGAGUGUGGAAAGAGCUUUACUCGUAAGACUAUUCUUAAUUCCCACAAGAGGAUCCACACAGGAGAGAAGCCAUAUCCGUGCAUGGAGUGUGGGAAGAGCUUUAGAUACAAAAGUGAUCUUAGUAGGCAUAAAAUGAGUCGCCACUGA